AUGCCUUUGAAAAUAUCCAAAUUGUUCAAGGAAAGGGGACCCCCUCGGGAGUCGUUCCAAGGUUCGUUCGACGCUUCCAAGCUGUACCCUAUACCUGUCAACGUGGCCCAGCAGCUCCAAAGUGGAGGGCCGUACAGCUUUGAGAACACUUUUUCUCUCGCACGCGGAGAGUUCGACGUGCCCGCUCAGCAGUCGACCUGGGCUUCCGGCGCCAGACAUGUGCGCGCUCACGCACACCCAGGUACUCCUUUACCACUCGUCUCUUCCGACAGAUCGUCGCGCAAGACUCCGCCGCUGACGUACGACGAGCUGGCACUUCACAACGUCCCGUUCCGUCCGCACGCUGGCUCAGAAAUCGGUGUUGCUACCACGACUCGAUCGGCAAGAGAUCCGAAGCGAGCCUCGAGUCGCUUUGCUGGCUUCAAGAAUGUCCUCAGGGAUAAGGUACAGGGCCUGUCAAGCGCUGGCAAGUCGUCGAGGGGUCAGAGCCUCGAUUUGGAGCAGAAAGGCGGUACUACAACCUUUCUUCAAGCCGACACCUCGACUCGAGAGUGUUCCACUCAACAUGGCAUCCGUCCCGCAACUGCACCGACACCAUAUUCCCCCCCGCAGCAGGCCCCACACCCACAAAGCUCGCCAGGACCAGCGUUGCCGCGACCCCCUGCACCCAUCGAUGAGACGGACGCAACUGCGCAGGCUACCCUGACAGGCUCCCCGCUUUCUGCGGCGUUCCGCCAAGCACCUCAUGAUGGUCAAGUGCUAACUCGUGCUAAGCCGGAGAGUCGAGAUCAACGAUCUCCCGAAAGAACGGAUGAAUUUCAGACUGCACACCCACGCUUCUCGCCUCCGCAGCAGUCUACCGCGCCAAAGGGACUAGCCCCCGGACGUCGGGAAACAACGCACGCCCACCCUUUCACGUAUCCUCCAACUCCUCCGCCGGGUCACGCGAAUCCGAGUAGUUUGCAACGGGCAGCACAGUACAUGGAACCAUCCACUAUGACUCAAGAGGUGACGAAUGCUGCCCAUCCCUUCAGCGCCCAUGCUUUAGCAUACGCAACAGACAAAUCGGGCGCUGAAAGAUGGGAGGACGUUGCACAGUGCGCUGGUCCGACGCGCCCACAACGCUUUGCACCCAGCACCAGUACAGCGCUUCAGCCAGGUCAAAUCACCACUUGGCAAGAUGGUGCUGCGGGCGGGUCUGACGCUCCUCCGCGUGCUCCUCGUCUACCACCCGCAGGCGUUGAUCCUACUUGGGACGCCAUUAAGCGCAAAGCGGAGACGAAAUUUGAAGAGUGGAUGCAGGUGAGUCCAGACUGAUUCACUCGGCUCCUAGUCUAGCAGCUAGACUCACUCUAAGGCGGAGGGUAGCGAUCCCCCGAGCUGUUGCCCGAUCCUAAUCGCUCCCCAACCUCGUCAGGUCACAGUCCGGUUCCGAGCUUCUACCAAGCUCACAUGGGCCUGCAUAAUCCUCCUUUGGCACUCGUGACGGAUCAAAUUCUGCCUUCAGGCUUGCCGACUUACAACCUUAGCGGCCCGCCGAUAUGGUCAGCGAAUUGGCUACCAAGCCCCCGCGCGCGAGAAUCUGAAGGCAAGCACGAUCGCCAGGAGGAGGGUUCCUCCGGCAUUCCGCGCAUUUCUAGCUCUCAGCGGGUCCCCUCUCGAGACAAAGGUGAGGCAGAGCACGCUGCAGUCAUGCGCUCAGUGCUUCAAUCCUCUGGUCUGGAAACCUCAAGCAAGAUCCUCUCUGCAUUUCGCCCCAAGCACGUUCUCAAGUGUACUGCAGAGGAAGGAGGUCAACGCUCUUCCAUGGGAAGCCCGAGCAAGGGUGAAAGCGCAGAUACGGAUGUGCUGUACCAGCAUCUCAAUCGGGUGCUGGACCCGGAGGAGAUGCGACUGGCUUUUGCGCCCUAUGCAAGACAGUUGGCGCGGGACGAUAUGCCGAUGGAGAAGAAGUAUGCUCCGCUCAGACGCAAUGUUGACGAUCCCAAAAGAUCCAGUCGAAGCCAGUCGAUGGAUCCGGAUGCUAAAUGGGAGCGUCUCGAAAACCUGUUCGGCAAUCCUGAACCACCCAAAGCACCGCGCGCACUUCAGUCUGCCGUUUCUCAUGACCUUAUCGACCUCAGGUCGAUCGGCUCGCAGGGGCUCUCUGGUCCUCACUCGCGAUCUAGCAGUGCACAGUCGAAGAGUAUGGUCAAUGCUGCAAGCCUCCGACAGGAACUACAGCGUCUGGCAGAUCUGCAGACAGCGCCUCGCGCCAAACCGUCCACUAUCAUGCAGCGCGAACAUAAAAGCGAGGUAGUGCAGAUGUCCGCAGAUCAAGCUGUUGUGCGUCACGAGCAGGAUCCCAUACCUACAGAGUACUCUUUCCCUCAAUUGCUAUCAGGAGUGAUCAAAGAAGAACAGUCUGAAUCGCGGGCUUUGGGUCUCUCCACUCCGGCGGGCUUCGCGACUGAGCAGCGAGGCGAUGCGGAGUUUCAAGGCGCAAAGAAAAUAUUCGGUGGGUCAGACGACUCAAAAGGUAAACGACGUGAGACCGAGCCACCCUCUGUCUUGGCGCCAGCACCAACAUCGAACGAACACCAGCAACUCGAGGCUGACGAACGAUGGCAGUCGCUCGCGCCGACCGGCCCACGUGGGGUCAUGCUCGAGACGGUCGCAGAGGUCACCGAAUGGAGCGCAAGCAACGGAGGAUCCGAUCGCGACAAUUUGAAAUAUCAAUUUCAGACCGAGCGGCGACCUUCGUUGCCCAGUCUGAAACCUCGCCAGCGUACUUUGCGCCACACGGACACCAAGACUAGGGCCGAAUCUGAAGGGUCCGGCAGCCUAGGUCUCGUAGAGACCCAUCGAAUCUGGCCCCAGCUCGCCUUGCUAGAUGCCAGAGGUACUGCUGAUGAUAUCCUCGAAGGCGAUCUUUCGUUUGAGACGGACAUUGAGAUUUCCGAAUCCUAUCCCGUGGACGAGCCCUCACCCCUGCGCGGCGGUCGUUCUCAGCUCACUCUGAUACGACCCGCCGAUGCGAGUAUGCUGACGCCCACGCGAACCCCGAGGCGAACGGCAGCCCGAGGUCAGUGGGUCGCAGAGGUGGAAGAGCCUCCGACACAGCUCGCCAAAGAGUCUACAAACACGCCGAAGAAGGAAUCUGUGGCGAGUCAGAGGAUCGAAGAAUGGAGAAAAGUGGUGCCGGUAUCAGAAGUAGAGCCUGCCGUGAUGAUUCCUCUAAAGCCUGCAACACCACCCCAGUCUCCCUUUUCCAAAGCCAGCAAGCCUGCUGUUGGUGCAUCGAAAAGAGUCUCGAAUGACAGUUCUGCGCUCACGAGCUUCAGUCGCUCGCCACUUGCUCGACUUGCAGAAGCAACCGCGAAUGAUGGCGGCAAUCGACGAAGCUCUGGUCGAUCGAUGGAGGAGGGCGAAGAGCAAUUUCACUCGCCUGUGCAGGUUGUUCUGCAACAUCACACGGUCGACGUCUCGCAAGGCGAUCCAGGAACGGAUGAUCAGGUCUUCGUGCAGGGCACGCCGUCUAGUGCACUGGAGCAUGGGCCUAGCUUGCCAUUUACGGGCACAAGCCACCUUAUACAUAUCGACGAUGCAACUGCUGAGCUACUGUUCAACACUGAGUCAGUCGAGCAGCUAUCGCAUUGCGCUACGAGCCUUCACUGACCUGCUCAAGGGCUCAUGACCGCAGGGCGCGCGAGACCCGGCCCGAAAUCGUUGAUAAAGACGCGAAUCGAGCACCGCAGGCUUUGCCGAUUGUCGACGUUGUCGACCAGAAGGUCAAGGAGCGCGAGCGCAUCGCUGAUGCAGCGGCUGACGAAGGCGGUUCGAAGCUUGGCAAGGAAGUGCCUGGUGGUGCCCAAAGGGAUGAGGACUUGCAAACCACAGUGACUCGCUCAGGUCUCGCAGGGUCAGAAGCUUUGACGAGCAAGGAAAAACUUGUCUUCGAUCUCUUGUCUCGGGAGCAUAUUGAGGGCAAGGUGAGUCGGCUUGAAGAGGAAUUGCGUCUACAGGCACAUCUGAUGCCUGCAAUGACUUGGCGGUGCAAAUAGCCUGCAGUCGAGGUACUACUCUCGUGUUAUCCGCGCGAAACACGCGCAUUCUUGCGCAAGAACCCCAGGCUAUUGCUGCUCUUGACCCUGCGAUCACAAAUGGCAAGCCAAAACUUCAAGACCUUCUUGCCGUCGAUCGAUACAGCGCUUGGUGAUGGGGACAAGCUGCUAGAGCCCGCUCUGGAAAAGAUCCUGGAAUAUGUCACGGUAAGUGGGUGGGCUGGGUUCCACACACAAUUGGGUGUCAAACUUGAACGCGGGCUCGACAAGUCGCGAAGAUUGCGGACUGCUGUGCCCGCGAACUCAGCCAUCUUACACCUCACAUUGCAGAAAGCUGGAGAAAUCACUAGCUUGCAACGCUCUUUACUCCAACUACAUCAAGAUCUCGUCAAGGUGCGUGCGAUGUACGCGGGCGAAUCUCACACCGCUCGUUUCACGCGUUGACCAUCUGGCUUGAGGCAGAUGGUGUCAAACGAAUCGGCCACGCUUGAUUCUAGGGUGACCGCAGUGAGUGGAGAUCUCCCAAUCCAGGUUGAUCGUCACCGCGCUAAAUGCCUCGUCGGAUACCCGCCAACGCAGCUCGAGCAAGCGAUCUACAAUCCAUACUCGCCUGGAAAGGCGUCCUUCUCCACCAAACACGAGUCUAGCACCGCGACGCUCCGUCCACCUAGACUUUGA
Messenger RNA from Ceraceosorus bombacis, 4721 nucleotides. The record is from the annotation of a GenBank genome assembly. Lineage: Eukaryota; Fungi; Basidiomycota; Exobasidiomycetes; Ceraceosorales; Ceraceosoraceae.